GCCGUUCCUGCCAAGCCUUCCAGGCUUUUCACUGAAGACUAAUACUGCCUUGAGGCUGGCUGGGCCAUCACCGAACAAUGUCAGAACCAGCCUACCCUCGACAAGGAAACAGCAACGGACGUAUCAUCGACGAGGAGCAUGCUUUGUCCAGGCGAAAUUCUUCAUCUAGUAGCAGCUCAAGUUCUUCAUCUUCCUCAUCUUCUAGCUCAGACUCAUCCGACAUCUAUGGAAUGCGAAACUUUCAUCUGUUUCCCCGCAAAGAAAGUCUUGUGCACUUUAAAGAUCGUUUCUUGAGGAAAGGGAAGAGGAAAAUUGGAGUAAUGGAAAGUUUUAGAGCCAUCGCAUUGUCAUCAUGGGUUAACUCUUUCAUCGUUUUUAUUCCUUUGGCAUGGGUAGCCCACUUUGGAAAUACUCACGAUGAGCACGAGAACGGAGAUGCACAACGCGUAUGGCCGUACGGAGUCACAUUCACCUUCUGCUUUCUCGCCAUUGUGCCGCUGGAAAGACUGUUUGAAUACGGAGGAGAACAGAUGUCUUUCUAUUGUGGAUCGGACCUGGGAGAUUUAAUCAUCAUCUCUCUGAAUAAUGCAGUAGAAGCAACCUUGGCCAUAUUAUUGAUGACAAAAUGCGAGCUGAAGCUCCUCCAGUCGACUAUCAUUGGUGUCAUCGUUCUUCAUCUUCUCUUGAUACCUGGCACUUCUUUCAUCACGGGCGGCGCGCGCGUAAUGGAGCAGGACCUUCAUCCUCACGUCACGCAGCUCAAUCAUACAUUACUAGCCAUUGGUGUGCUAGCACUUCUUCUCCCCACAGCGUUCUUUGCGUCAAUUGAGGGUGUGGACUCGACGAACGUCGUCAAUGAUGAAACGCGCCAUGCAUUCCUCCAAAUGAGCCGCGGUCUGGCGGUUAUUCUCCUCCUUGUGUACAUUUGCUCUCGCAUAUUUUUGCACAAUCCACCCGGUGCCAAUAAUGCAAUGAGGUUGCAUCCGAAUGCUCCCAAGGAGAUGGAAGAAAGGGAGGAAGAACUAGUAGAGGAGGAGCCUGAGGUCAGUCAAUGGGUCUGUAUCAUCAUGCUGAUCAUCACUAUCGGUCUGAUGGCCGCCACUGCCGAGUGGCUGGUUGAUAGUAUUGAAUUUGUGAGAGAAGAAUCUAACAUUGAACAAGAGUGGUUCGGUCUUAUUCUCCUUCCGAUUGUAUCCUUCUCUGCGGACGGCGCUGUCGCAAUGAUGUUCUUUGUUCGAUACCUUUGCCGGCACUACUUCGGGAAACCUACACCCCCAAACACAGUAGCCAAAGCUCGAGCCAUCGACCUGUCCAUCCAGUUCAUUCUGUUCUGGAUGCCAUUCAUCGUUCUUCUGGCAUGGUGGACGGGCAGGCCUUUCUCCCUUCUGUUCGAUACAUUUGAGGUCGCAUUGACGAUUGCGGCCUGUUUCUUGGUGAAUUAUGUGACCGCAGAUGCCAAGACAAACUGGGCUGAAGGAUUUGCCAUGGUAUCGUUUUAUGUGAUGAUAUCAUUGGUAUCGUGGUUCUACACUGGACAACCUGAAAUUCGCAACCUCCUGGCUUGUACGAGUGUAGCUGACGCUGUUGCCGGUGGUGGCGCCGAAUGAUGAAACGACAUAUCACCGUUUGACCUUCUAUAUGAUUCAAUGUUCUCCUGUGCUCCUGCAAGAAUGGUAUUAGCUGAAACUAAGAUACAAAGCGCACAACUGUCAACAAGCACAAAGCAAUAACCAAAUUCUAGUGUAGGACUAGUUCCACCGGCUAUUAGUGAUUGAAGAGGAAGGCGACAGGUAAGCAGACGUACAGUAUUUGCCACACCCCAAAUUAC
Guyanagaster necrorhizus is the source of this 1828-nucleotide messenger RNA. RefSeq lists its product as uncharacterized. The transcript has 12 exons. The record is from RefSeq and is a predicted model, not a curated record. Gene Ontology annotation, molecular function: calcium:proton antiporter activity. Gene Ontology annotation, biological process: intracellular calcium ion homeostasis; calcium ion transmembrane transport. Bases 78 to 1607 code for a protein of 509 amino acids. Gene Ontology annotation, cellular component: fungal-type vacuole membrane. NCBI's taxonomy places the organism in Eukaryota, Fungi, Basidiomycota, Agaricomycetes, Agaricales, Physalacriaceae.